Messenger RNA from Syngnathus typhle (broad-nosed pipefish), 916 nucleotides. RefSeq names its product NME/NM23 nucleoside diphosphate kinase 3 (gene nme3). The coding region runs from base 97 to 603 and encodes 168 amino acids. The record is from RefSeq and is a predicted model, not a curated record. The transcript is spliced from 5 exons. Gene Ontology annotation, biological process: CTP biosynthetic process; GTP biosynthetic process; UTP biosynthetic process. NCBI's taxonomy places the organism in Eukaryota, Metazoa, Chordata, Actinopteri, Syngnathiformes, Syngnathidae. Gene Ontology annotation, molecular function: nucleoside diphosphate kinase activity.
ACUCCGAACACACGUCAACCAGUGUCUGCAAAGAAAAGCAUGCGUGCGCCGAACUCUGGUCUUGCUUGCUCAAAGUGAACACCGUCCACAGCCACCAUGAUUGGCUUUUUUCUUUCUUUGUUUUCGCAAAUCUUCCAGUCAGGCUGGAUAGGUGUGAACGAGCGCACCUUUAUUGCUAUCAAACCAGAUGCCGUGCAGCGGAAACUGGUGGGUGAAAUUGUGCAGCGUUUUGAGAGAAAAGGGUUCAAACUGGUGGCACUGAAACUUGUGCAGGCAUCAGAGGAUCUUCUUAUGGACCAUUAUUGGGAUCUGCGUAGCAAGCCUUUUUUCAGUGAACUGAUUCACUACAUGAGAUCUGGUCCAGUGGUUGCCAUGGUAUGGCAGGGUCUCGAUGUUGUCAAGACAGCACGCAAAAUGUUGGGCGAGACCAAUCCGGCUGAGUCUCUCCCUGGGACAAUUCGUGGAGACUACUGCGUGGAUGUAGGAAGGAAUGUGAUCCACGGCAGCGACUCUGUUCAGAGCGCCCAAAAGGAAAUCUCUCUGUGGUUCAAAAAGCAGGAGCUUCAAAUGUGGGAGCGCAACAGCACGCCCUGGAUCUACUGAUGACGACAACACGGAUCCUGCAUUUCAGUUUUGUCAUCAGGAUGCUCACUUGUUCCAGUGUGAGUGGAGGUGUACUUAAUUCAAUUACAAUCUUGAGGGUGAAAAAGAUGCGAGGUAUGACUAUAAUUGAACACCAGCUUUGUUAUUAAUAAAUAAAAGGCUGCGAGAAAUGACACACACAGUACCAAACACUAGCUGGCUAAUAUUGCGUUUAAAUAAUGAAAAUGCACUUUGCUUCUAUAGCUCAUGCAUUCGUGCUGUGAGCAUCGUGACCAAAUUAGGAAUGAAUAAAUGUGUCCAUUGUUUACUUGAA